AUGGCGGCAGAAUGUGCAGUAUGUAAAAUAAACCCAGUACACGUAAACUCCUUCACUGGACAGGCAGCAGAGUUUUGUUCGAACAGUUGCCGCAGAGAGGCUGUAAGGAAAGGACUAGUUGAACCGUGCCUGUUUUGUAAAAUAAUGCCUCGUCUAUUACUCUCAAAUGACCAACGGUUACUCUAUUGUGGCAAGACCUGUAAAGACAAAGCCGAAACUGGGGUAGUCAUUCGUCGUCGGCAACCACUUUCGCAAGUUCCACCUACACAACGAUACUCUGCACCCGUGUUGAGCCAACAUGCACAAAUAAUGUUAUCAACGCUGCCGUCAAGAUAUAGUAUGCAUAACCAGACUACCUUGUCAUUGGUCAGCAGCGCUUCCUCAAGUGCGAGUCACCAGUUACCGAGAGUAGAAACAGGGAGAAACCAUGUGUGUGACUUGGUGCCACUACAGGGAGAUCGCGCAACGGAUGAUAAACCAACGUGUCGAGUUUGUUUAGUAAAGCCGUGUUGGAAGGAUAGUAAAGGAGGAGACUAUUCUCUAUACUGUUCACGGACGUGUAAAGAGAAGGCGCAAGGUUACACUUCUUCCUCGUCUUUGGUUUCUGUACGGCCUCUGUGUUCUGUUCAACCUAUCAUUACAAACUAUACUUCAUCCAGCCCAUUACAUUCUCCGAAUUUAUGCUCCGAUAUCAAUGUUCCGCCUGUUAGUCGCCAAAGCAAUCAUCGUCCGAACUUUCGUCCAUUGCCACUUCGCUCAGUAACGGACCCACACCAACCCCCUGGUAAUCCAUGCAAUCUAUUCGAUGAGCCGCCACCCUAUUGGGAAGCACCGCCGGCCUAUGACCCUGGACCUGAUGGUCAUAAGUAUCAUACAGGCAAAAAGUUGACAAGAGAUGAUAGGUACAACCAAGACGAUCCAUAUGAUUUUAGGAAAUAUUCUAAUAAGGGUUAG
Molecule: messenger RNA, 954 nt
Organism: Paraglomus occultum
Lineage: Eukaryota; Fungi; Glomeromycota; Glomeromycetes; Paraglomerales; Paraglomeraceae
Source: the annotation of a GenBank genome assembly